Messenger RNA from Hyaloscypha bicolor E, 2145 nucleotides. RefSeq lists its product as uncharacterized. The coding region runs from base 56 to 1864 and encodes 602 amino acids. The transcript has a single exon. NCBI's taxonomy places the organism in Eukaryota, Fungi, Ascomycota, Leotiomycetes, Helotiales, Hyaloscyphaceae. The record is from RefSeq and is a predicted model, not a curated record.
UUUUGACCACACUGAUUGUACUCAUUUCUCUUUGAUUGCGCCAGAUGCCGCGACAAUGGCCGGUCGUCAGCGAACCUUCGAGCUGAUACCUACGACGCUGGCGAAGUCCCAUGGCAACCAGCCGACUUAUAUGACCAGCAAACAGGUCAAGAAAGCAUACCAGGAAGCGAAUCGGGGACCGAGGAUAUCGAGAGCAGAGCAGCGCCGACUGGACGCCGAGGAGCUACAGAGGCAGAACAAGGAAUAUGAGAGGGAAAGAGUUGCAGCCAAAGCCAAAGCUGCCCGGGAGAAGAAGGCGGCAAAGGAAACUGCGGAUAAGGAAGCCAGAAGGAGGAUGAGGCUGCCGGAACCCAGUCGAUUCGUACGAGCGAGCCAGCCUACAAUAUCGAAAUUCGUCAGGGGUGGUAACAAUGGGAAACGGUCGUGGCAGGAAAUGAAGAUGCAUACUUUGGAGGAGGACUCAGAGGGUACAUUGUCUGAGAGUGGGUUCGGGGAAAAGGACGAUGCCCAACCUCCUGCAAAACGAGUUCCGGCUGAGGAUGACUCGGAGGAUGAAUUUGGAGACUUUCCAUCUCUAUCGCAAUCAGACCUGCUAGAGAAAAUCGACAGUUCAAUGGUAUCUUUAAAUGGUGCUGGAACAGGAUCUCCGGCUGUGGUAGCAAAGCAACCAGCCCUGCCACCCUGCCAAGAACCAUCGCAAAGCCUGCCCGCGAGGAAAUCUUCCGAAGAUGAAUACCCACUGGACAACUCACAACUUGUUGCGGAGAUGGUCAACACUCAGCUGCUGUCGGAGGCCGCGGAAGCAGUCCAAAGGUCGGAUGGUACAGAACUCCCUGUGCCCAAGCAAACCACACCAAAGCCAACGCUUUCAAAGAAGCCACAGCAACAAGUGCAGCCAAUUCCGAGGGACAUUUUACCCAAACCGACAGAUGCAAAAAACCAGAAGCUAUCAGUAUCCAGAUCUGCAGACAGUAAUAAUGCCCGCACCAAACCUGCAAAGCCUACUGUGGUUUCUAGACCAGUUUUGCAAGAAGUAUCCACCAAUAUGCCACCUCCACCAAUCCCUCUCAAAGAGAAGAAGGCCAUAUCAUUCGCACCAUCGCCUCAAAAACAUAGAUCUCUACUCCAAAUAACCACCAAAACGACCAACAAACCAAAACAUAUUAUUCCUCUAUCAGGGACUCAAGUCUUCCUAGAAAAUCAUCUUGACGACUUCUUCCCCAGCCCGACCCAAGAAAUCCGUGAGCUCCUCUCCGAUGUAGACGACCUUCCUUCAAACACACAAAUAGCACGAGAGCUCAGUCCAGAUUCCCCCAAGGAAGAUUUGAACAGUUUGCCACCCAACAGAGCAACAAUGAGAUGGCCUAAUCUGAAGCCUAUAAUAGAGGAGAACGAAUUUGACAACUUGAUAUGCACUCAAGACCUCAUUCUGUCUUCGCAAGAGCUUCUUGAGAUCACGACGCCAAGUCGACCACCGCCAAAGUCACACGUUGAGCCCGAGCCAGUGAAACAAAAGCCAGUUCCGAGGCCAAAACCGAGAUUUUUCGAAGAAAAAGAUGAUGACAUCCUUCAUGCUGUAUUACAUGAGAGCAAGACGAACGCUAUUCGGUCACAUCGUCCAGCACCCCAAACAAGAGAGACGAAACGCCCCUUCUUUGAGGAAAAAGAAGAUGAUUUACUUGCGGCUGCUAUUUACGAGAGUAAGAUGAUGGCGGGGAAGCAGCAGAUGGUAAAGGUACCGCUAAAAGAGACGAAUGAGAAUGAGCGGAAAGAGAGGACGCUGAAAAGGAGAAUUUCAAGCGCUUCGACGGACUAUGGAGAGGAUGAGUUUAGUGGGGAGGAGUGGGAAUCGUUGGUGUUGUGAUUACGUUUCUGUUUUCUUUAUAUGGUACUUUGCGUAAGGCAAGCAUGGGUUGGAUGGCAGCAUUGGGAAUUCUAGGCAUAGCAUGGAAGUGAAGCAUGGUUGCAUGGCAGCAUUGGGGCGGAAUGGAAAGGCAUUGGUACUGUAUAUUUGGGAAAGGAUUGCUGCAUUGUUUCUUUGUAUUGUUCGGAGCAUUAUAGAAGGUUAGGAAGGAAACGAAGAUACCCAUAGCAUUUUCAGACGGAAUGGCAAGUAGCAUAUGGAACGGCAUAUUCAGAUCCAAU